AACCCUGUGCUCUGCUCGCUGUAGGUUACACCCACUCCUCGCUGCAGCUUUCUCUGCAUCCUCCCUUCAUGCUCUGGACUCAGUUACCGCCAGGGUUCCUUUGGUACUCUAGUGACGGACUGGUAGAUCCCUGUGGCGAAGAAACAACUCUUUGAUCAACUUUACACUUAGUGGAAUUAAACACAAAAAACGUCGCUUUUGUGGUUGAAUGCUGCGUUCACAAACACGACGCGACUGGAGUGAGAAAACGCGCAAAAAAGUUUCAAGACGAGUAAUUCAGGAUGCACUUGUUAUUGUUCCCAAAAAUAGGCCUGCUGGUUUGUUUCCACAGCUAUAUAUCAGCCUUUACACUGGAAACUACAACACUGACAUAUGAUGAGUCCUACUAUGAGUAUGUGCCUGAUCGCCGGCAGUGGAAUGAGGCAGAGAAAGUGUGUAACCAGCGCUCUGGGGCCUUAGCCACUGUCUCCAACCUAGUGGAGAAGCAAGAGCUAACCAGCUUUUUAACAUCUUUAAACAUCACUCAGCCUGUGUGGAUUGCCAGGAAUGUCAGGACACCUCUGACAAGUUCCUCCAAGACCCUUAUUCUGGAGUUCACCGGUCGCUCGGACAGAAAGCAUGCCCUUCUCCUGCACAAGUUCCCCUCCAUGGACUCUGUGACUGUUUGCACCCGUCUGCGCUUUGAUCCAAAUUGCUUCGGAAUUUCCACCAUCUUUUCUUACGCCAUCCAGUCAUACAUUAAUGAGUUCCAGCUCCGCGUGAAUCUGAUCCAGGGCAAACGUGUGGAGCUUGCUCUGCUGGUCCAUGGCGUUCAUGGACUUUACCAAGAAGCCUUUGACCACGACGACUCCUGGCAUUCGGUUUGCAUAUCUUGGAACCAGAAUGGUGGACGCUGGGCACUAUUUACUGACGGCCUUGUGGUCUCUAGAGGUGAAGGCCUAGGUUCUAACAGCAUUGGCCCUGAGGGCCGUUUCAUCAUUGGACAGGAGCAGGACACCUUUGGGGGUUCAUUUAAGAAGGAUGAGUCAUUCUCAGGGAGCAUCACAGAGCUGCACAUAUGGGACCGGGUACUGAACAGCAGCGAAAUCUACACCAUGGAAAAGGAGUGUUCACCAAUUUCCUCGGGGCUGGUGUUCAAGUGGAGUGGAGCAGCCAUGAAAAUAGAGUCCUCCCUUAUGAAGCUAUGGAGAGACAUCCCAUGUCAAGGAAACUUCACUGAAAAUUUGUUCUUGGAUUCUCUCCUGGAUGGAAAUUCUUUGCAGAAUCAAACAUUCUCCUUUGAGUUCUUCAAUCACGCUGACUCUGAUGAGGACUGUGGCAUCUUUGACCCAGUUAUUGGGAACUGGGGUCAAGCCAAGUGUGCCUCAUUCAGUGGAACUGUUUGCCAGUUUAAGAAAGAUGUGCUGGAUGUUGAAAGUUUACACAUGUCUUUACCAAAGACACCAUUCUUCAGUAGAAUGAGCAAGAAUCCCCUGACCAAACCUGUGACGGUGGAGCUGAGCGUUAAUGCCUCUGGGGACAGAGAUCUUGCCUUGCUGCAGCAGCUGACCCAGGCUGUUCUGCAUGAGGUGGAGGUCGGUGGCCCUCACCUCCUCACCUCCAGUGAUGUUCUCUACCUCACCCAGAGAAUUGAGACGGACCUGACUGCACUGGCUAGAUUUUACUCUGCUGGAACUGGCACAGCAGAAGUCAUGGUGUCCAUUGCUACCAACUAUGUAAAGGCGGCAAGUUUGAUGCUGGAGCCCCACAUGGCUACACAGUGGAUGGGCCUGACAGAGGAUGGGGUCAGCGUGGAACCAUUUACUAUUGUCCAGAGCAUUGACAGACUUGCUGAAACUCUUGCAGACAUGCUAUCAGCUGAGAGAAAAGGCUUUACUCUUUCUACCAAGAACAUAGAUGUGUACAUGAAGUGGCAAAAGCUGUCUCAAGUGAGCUGUAGUCAAGUCUUCAUGCCAGCUGAAGUCAGCUCUCACAGCGCGAGCAGCAGUGGUCAGAAUGAGUUGCUCAUCCCCGACACUGAGCUCCAGAGAAUACACACACUGGGAUAUGAGGAAGUGAUGUUUAUUCAUACCCACUACAGCCAUCUGAGUGAGAUAGUGUCUGGAGUACAGGAGCCUCCGCUCAGUCACCAAGAGAAAGAGAAAAGAAGUCUCCCAGGUCACCUGGCUUCUGUUGUCAUAUCAGCCACCGUCCGUGAUGCCUCCAAGGCCCAAACCAUCCCUGUGGCUGUCAAGUACACCCUUUCUUCAUCACCCGUGGUGGAGUAUUCUCAGAGAGUUACUGCUGUUUGUGCCUUUUGGAAUUUCAGCUUGAUGCAUAAUCAUACAAGCAGCUGGUCUAGUGAUGGCUGCAGGGUGACCUUGACUGGCUCUGGUGUCACUUCCUGUCUUUGUAACCACACCACCAACUUUGCAGUGUUGAUGAAUUACCUGGAGUUGAAGUGGAGUCCUGAGGAGGAGCUUAUUUUGACCAAGCUGACAUUCAUCGGCUCUGGUGCGUCUCUGUGUGCGCUGGUGGUUACCUUGAUGCUGUUCACUGUGCUGGACAUCCCCAAAUCUGACAGGACGUCCAUCCAUAAGAACUUGUUCAUUGCUCUAAUCUGCGCCCAGGUGAUUCUGCUCUGCAGCGGCUCAGCCAUUCACAACAAGGUGGCAUGCACACUUGUGGCAGCGCUGCUCCAUCUCUUCUUCAUGGCAGCAUUUAGCUGGAUGCUGGUGGAGGGUCUGCUGCUCUGGAGCAAGGUGGUUGCAGUCAACCUAAGCGAGGAGCGUCACAUGAAGUAUUACUAUCUCAUCGGCUGGGGUCUGCCGGUAUUGAUCGUCACCAUCACGCUGGCAUCAGCCUCAGGCAAAUACUCGGCCGAUGGCUACUGUUGGCUCAGUGUCCAGAAUGGCGUUAUCUGGGGCUUUGCUGGGCCCGUCAUCUUCAUCAUCAUGGUGAAUAUCUUGGUACUGACCAGGGUGGUGGUCAUCACCAUCUCCACAGCCAAGAGAAGAUCCAUCAUGUUGGCCAUGGGAACCAGUCCUGUGGAACAAGCCUAUGAGCAAAUCAGGGCGGCAGUGAAAGCAGUGUUGGUGUUGCUGCCCAUUCUUGGCUUGACAUGGCUAUGUGGUGUCUUGGUGCCUUUCUCCAUUGUCAUGGCCUACAUCUUCAUCCUUCUCAACUCCCUCCAGGGCCUGUUCAUCUUCCUGAUAUAUGGGGUGUACAACACAGAGGUUGGAGCACAGUCAACAGGAUCAAGGAGAGGAGAAAAGCGCUUAAUUUUUCAAAUUGCGCCAGUUCCAGACCAUCCAGCUCAAUUACCAGCUCUCGUCCUGUCAGUUUACCAUUAGGAGCUACCCCAAGCCAAGAAGAGGAGGCCACCUACACUAGCAAUACUCCCGGCCUGGGGAAGGAGGAAGAGAUGACCACAGGUCAGCUGUCCAUUCCUUGUGUUCCAGAGAGACUUGAAAAUCCUUUGAGCCAAACCUCCAAAGACACUUGUCUGCAUAGGAAGGAGCCUUCUCCCUCAGAGGUGGAAGCCUUGCCGGCUGGUUGUAGUCUCCAUGUUCCCAUGGAGCUGGAGUUUACAGCUUUCUGUAUCCCUCACAGCCCUGUGCCUCAGAAAAGCUAUGGCCUCAUCUACGUUGACUGACCUGGCUGGUGAUGCUGAUUGUAGAUUCAUGUUAAUUUUUUAAGUUGCUAAAAUGUUUUCUGUGUAUAGCUGCUUUUUUUCUUCACUCUUUUCAUUUUCUCUCACCUAUGAUCACUGUAGAGACACAAGUGUUGCAUGCCGGUUGUAAGUAUUUUUAGGGAUCUAAGCCUCAAUCUGCCUUUAACUUUGCACUCAUUUUAAGAUUAGAGCCACUUAGGUUUCACUUAAAGGUCCCAUGGCAUGGAAAUUUCACUUUGAGUUUUUUUUAAACAUUAAUAUACACUCA
Molecule: messenger RNA, 3920 nt
Organism: Etheostoma spectabile (orangethroat darter)
Lineage: Eukaryota; Metazoa; Chordata; Actinopteri; Perciformes; Percidae
Product: adhesion G-protein coupled receptor D2
Exons: 25
Coding region: 282-3332 (1016 amino acids)
Biological process (GO): cell surface receptor signaling pathway; adenylate cyclase-activating G protein-coupled receptor signaling pathway
Cellular component (GO): plasma membrane
Molecular function (GO): G protein-coupled receptor activity
Source: RefSeq, a predicted model, not a curated record